CGUGAGAUGCCUCACGCAAACCAUGACCUAUGCAGUACGCUUGGAUAACAUUCACAGUCUGUUGUGGUUGUGGCGCUUGACCGCAGAGAGCGCGAUGUUAAUGAACUUCUACCGUUUGUUCCGUAGCUGGCCGCCAUUGUCGAUAAGACGUUCAUUUGCAACCGUCAGGAAAAGUUAUCACAGAUUUUGAGGUUCUUCCACAUCACGCAAUUCGUGCGUAUCAUUGACCUUCCGAUGCGUAAUGCCGCUGGGUGGUAUAAAAGAAUGCAUGCCCGUAGCUACUGUCGGCAUACUGUGCGAAAAGUUGACGCGUUUCGGUCGGACGUUAAGCUCCAGUUGUAACGUAUCCUUGGCUGUCGUCCUUGGGGCUAGUUUGUGAGACGCAGGUCGCGCGCGUGUGAGAGUGUCUGUGAGCAAGAAAGUGUCAACAGGAUGGUGUUCGAUAAGAAGCAUUUGUUGCUGCUGCUGGAUCGGCCCCGGGAACCGGUGUUCAUGGGCAAAGGUCGCGUAGUGUUCGACGUGCCGGACAACUAUCUUACCGAUCGGUAUCGACCCAUCGGGCCCGAAAUCCAGAACCGGUUUGGCGAGAACGCGGAGGAGCGCAUCCCGGUCCGCAGCAUUGCCCUGCCCGAUCUGCGCAUUCCGAUGUCGCUCGGGCGGCAGGAACAGUUUUCGCUCUUUAUUCCACGCCAUCGAAAAAUUGCCGCACGCUUGAUUGACAUUUUCAUGGGAAUGCGGAACGUGGAGGAUUUGCAGAGCUGUGCCGUGUUUGCACGUGACCGUAUCAAUCCGUACCUGUUCAACUACGCGCUUUCGGUGGCGUUGCUACACCGCAAGGAUACGCACGAUCUCGAUCUGCCCACCAUCAUCGAGGUGUUCCCGGACAAGUACGUCGAUUCGAAGGUGUUUUCGCAGAUCCGCGAAGAGGCCACGGUUGUACCGGAAGGGAUGCGGAUGCCGAUCGUUAUCCCGAAGGAUUACACUGCGUCCGACCUGGACGAGGAGCAUCGGCUGUGGUACUUCCGGGAGGAUAUUGGUGUCAAUCUGCACCACUGGCACUGGCAUUUGGUUUAUCCGUUCGACGCUUCCAACCGUGCGAUUGUGGACAAGGACCGUCGGGGCGAGCUGUUUUACUACAUGCACCAGCAGCUGGUGGCACGGUACAACUUCGAGCGGUUCAGUAACCGAUUGCAGCGUGUCAAGCGGCUGAACAACUUACGCGAACCGAUUAGCGAGGGUUACUUUCCGAAGCUGGACUCGCUGGUGGCCAGCCGGGCUUGGCCGGGGCGUGUCGAUUCCAGCGUGCUGAAGGAUCUAAACCGUGAAGCGGACCAGAUAAAGCAAGAUGUUGCCGAUCUGGAGCGCUGGAUUGAUCGCAUCUACGAAGCAAUUCAUCAGGGCUUUGUCGUCGAUGAAUCAGGAAAUCGCAUCCCACUGGACGAGCAGAAGGGAAUCGACCAUCUCGGUAACAUCAUCGAGUCGUCCAUCCUGUCCCCAAACAGACAGCUGUACGGCGAUAUGCACAACAUGGGACACGUCUUCAUCUCGUACGCUCACGACCCGGACCAUCGGCAUCUCGAGUCGUUCGGCGUGAUGGGCGAUGUGGCGACGGCCAUGCGUGAUCCGGUGUUUUACCGUUGGCACUCGUACAUCGACGAUAUCUUCCAGGAGCACAAGAACAAGCUGCCACCGUACACCCGUUCGCAGCUCACGUUCGACGGGAUCUCCAUCACCGAUAUUACGGUGCAGCCCGAGGACGGUCAGCAGAACACGUUCCAGACGUUCUGGCAGCAGUCGGACGUGGAUCUGUCACGUGGCAUGGACUUUGUGCCGAGGGGGAAUGUCUUUGCAAGGUUCACCCAUCUGCAGCAUUCGCCGUUCGUGACGACAAUCAUGAUCGAGAAUGAUUCGGACGCCCAACGCAUGGCAUUUGUGCGCGUUUUUCUCGCACCGAAAAAUGAUGAACGUGGCACACCGAUGGUUUUCCGCGACCAGCGACUGUUUAUGAUCGAGUUGGACAAGUUCCUGGUAGCACUGCGUCCCGGCUCGAACCGUAUCCGCCGUCGGUCGAGAGAGUCCACCGUAACUAUACCGUUCGAGCGCACGUUCCGCAACCUGGAUCAAAACCGACCCGAACCGGAUACGCCCCAGGAGGCUGAGUUUAACUUUUGCGGUUGCGGUUGGCCGGCCCAUAUGCUCAUACCGAAGGGACUGCCCGAAGGUUUGCCGGCCGAUCUGUUCAUCAUGGUGUCAAACUACGAGGAGGAUCGUGUAGUGCAGGAUCUGGUCGGUACGUGCAACGAUGCUGCCUCGUACUGUGGUGUGCGGGAUCGACUUUACCCGGAUCGGAAGGCUAUGGGGUAUCCGUUCGAUAGGGCUGCACGCAGCGGUGUGGACAGUUUGGUCAACUUCCUCACGCCCAACAUGGCCGUACAGUCCAUUACGGUGGUGCAUAACGAUCGUACCGUAAAUAGAACCGGUUAGACGCUUAUCCGUCUAUAUGCUGGCAGGGAGCCAUAUAUAGCAGCUCCAAGAAUGAGUUCAAAAAAGUUUUUUUUCUCUCGCUCUCACCAUUUUUUCCUAGCAGUUGUUUUCAAUUUUAAUUAUCUUGUGACCAGAGCAAACACACGUUGCAAAACAAGCGAAACGAAAAUUAAAAUACUUUUUAUGAUUGUACAGCAAUAAAGUUAUUAUUUGCUACAAUAUUGUCAUACUGCCCAAGUUUAGAACGCAUAGCAUUGCCUCAGCCUUUUGAUCCACUUAGUGAAAGAGCACUCGUUUCGAUUUAUUAAAAAAAUAAACCAACUUAACAUUGCACUCAAAAUAUAUUAAAGUUUAUAAUCA
Messenger RNA from Anopheles stephensi (Asian malaria mosquito), 2844 nucleotides. Its product is annotated as phenoloxidase 2. Bases 433 to 2484 code for a protein of 683 amino acids. The transcript has 5 exons. The record is from RefSeq and is a predicted model, not a curated record. Gene Ontology annotation, molecular function: oxidoreductase activity. Lineage: Eukaryota; Metazoa; Arthropoda; Insecta; Diptera; Culicidae.